CCAGCACCCAGCACCCAGCGGCCAGCAGCCGGGCAGCCUGCACCGGAGCGGGCCUCGCUGCCCACAUUCCUGCGCGGCCAUGUCGGUGCUGGAGGAGGGCCGGCCCUUUGCCCAGCAGCUGUCCAACGUCUACUUCACCAUCCUGUCCCUGUUCUGCUUCAAGCUCUUCGUGAAGAUCAGCCUGGCCAUCCUCAGCCACUUCUACAUCGUCAAGGGCAACCGCAAGGAGGCGGCGCGCAUCGCGGCCGAGUUCUACGGCGCCGCCCCGGGCCCAGGUUCCUGGGCAGACCGCUCACCUCUCCACGAAGCAGCGAGCCAAGGCCGCCUCCUGGCUCUGCAGACACUCCUCUCACAGGGUUAUAACGUAAACGCGGUCACCAUAGACCAUGUCACCCCACUGCACGAAGCCUGCCUCGGCGAUCACGUGGCCUGUGCCCGGACUCUUCUGGAAGCUGGAGCGAAUGUCAAUGCAAUCACAAUAGAUGGCGUGACGCCGCUAUUCAACGCCUGCUCGCAGGGCAGCCCGUGCUGUGCGGAACUCCUGCUGGAGUACGGAGCCAAGCCGCAGCUGGAGUCCUGCCUGCCUUCCCCCACACACGAGGCCGCCAGCAAAGGCCACCAUGAAUGUCUGCAGAUCCUGAUAUCCUGGGGCAUCGAUGUGGACCAAGACAUUCCUCACUUGGGAACGCCGCUGUAUGUCGCUUGCAUGUCACAGCAAUUCCACUGCAUCCGGAAGCUUCUUUACGCGGGCGCUGACGUGCAGAAAGGCAAAUACUGGGACACGCCGCUCCACGCUGCUGCCCAGCAGUCCAACACGGAGAUUGUCCACCUGCUGCUGGAAUUCGGGGCGGAUAUCAACGCCAAGAACACGGAGCUGCUGCGGCCGGUGGACGUGGCCACGUCGAGCAGCCUGGUGGAGAGAAUGCUGCUUCAGCACGAAGCCACGCCCAGCUCCCUCUGCCAGCUGUGCCGCCUCUGCAUCAGACGCCGCGUCGGGCGGCCGCGCUUGCACCUCAUCCCGCAGCUCCAGCUGCCCACGCUGCUGCAGAACUUCCUCCAGUACCGAUAGAGUAAAACCCGCCUCCGUGCCCAGCCAACCCAAGUGCUCCUUCCUCCGCACAGUGCAUAUUUCAUGUUAAAAUGUGCUCAUGAGGGGGGAGGAGUGGGUAGGGCCCCCCCAGGGGAGCAGGGAAAUAUCGAUUUCACCUUUAAGGCUACCAGAGGGCACUGUUGUUUUAGGUAGGCGUUGUUAUUGUUUUUGGGCAUAGUAUGUUUAAAAUACCUAUGUAUUAUUAUUUCCAAAGACCCGUUUGUUGGCUUAGGGGGAAAAAAGAGUUCUCCAUUUUACGUUUUUUAGAGUGAAAAGGAAGUAUGUGAACCCUAAGCCAAAUCCUUCUUUAUAUGGUGUAUUUUAAAAGGUCUGCAGUCUUCAAAUAAUGCGUUCACCUUU
Messenger RNA from Eptesicus fuscus (big brown bat), 1450 nucleotides. It is a transcript of the gene ASB5, whose product is annotated as ankyrin repeat and SOCS box containing 5. Gene Ontology annotation, molecular function: protein binding. The record is from RefSeq and is a predicted model, not a curated record. Lineage: Eukaryota; Metazoa; Chordata; Mammalia; Chiroptera; Vespertilionidae. Bases 80 to 1069 code for a protein of 329 amino acids. The transcript is spliced from 7 exons. Gene Ontology annotation, biological process: protein ubiquitination; positive regulation of protein catabolic process; intracellular signal transduction.